AUGUGGUCCUGGUUCGGCGGCGCAGCCGCUCAGAAGCGCAAGGAUGCACCCAAGAACGCCAUCCUGUUGCUGCGCGGACAGUUAGAUAUGCUACAGAAGCGCGAGAAGCACUUGGAACAUCAAAUUGCGGAGCAAGAUGCCACGGCACGGAAGCACGUCAACACAAAUAAGAAUGCUGCGAAGGCCGCUCUCCGAAGAAAGCACGCCCUCGAAAAGAACCUCGAGCAAACAUCAGGGCAGAUCAUGCAGCUCGAGCAACAGGUAUACUCGAUUGAAGCGGCGAAUAUCAAUCAUGAGACACUGCAGGCAAUGAAGCAAGCUGGUGCGGCUAUGGAGCAGAUUCACGGUGGAAUGAGCAUCGACAAAGUCGACGAGACAAUGGACGUUCUCCGAGAACAACACCAACUGGCCGACGAUAUCGGCGCUGCAAUUACCUCCGUGCCAUUCGGCGACCAGGUGGACGAGGGUGAUCUUGAAGCUGAGUUGGAAGGGAUGGAACAGGAGGCUAUGGACGAGCGGAUGCUCAAUACCGGUCCUGUCCCGGUCAAUACCCAACUGGACCGAUUACCAGCGGCUGGUACUUCAGACUUAAGCAAAGACAAGACGCAGGCAGUCGAGGAAGACGACGAGGAGGCAGAGUUGGCCAAGUUGCGCGCUGAAAUGGCAAUGUAG
Penicillium angulare is the source of this 672-nucleotide messenger RNA. Its product is annotated as ESCRT-III subunit protein SNF7. The coding region runs from base 1 to 672 and encodes 223 amino acids. The transcript has 4 exons. Gene Ontology annotation, biological process: late endosome to vacuole transport via multivesicular body sorting pathway; vesicle budding from membrane. The record is from RefSeq and is a predicted model, not a curated record. Gene Ontology annotation, cellular component: cytoplasmic side of plasma membrane; multivesicular body; ESCRT III complex. Lineage: Eukaryota; Fungi; Ascomycota; Eurotiomycetes; Eurotiales; Aspergillaceae.